This is a messenger RNA of Felis catus (domestic cat), 4685 nucleotides long. It is a transcript of the gene CNGA3, whose product is annotated as cyclic nucleotide gated channel subunit alpha 3. Gene Ontology annotation, molecular function: cGMP binding; protein-containing complex binding; intracellularly cAMP-activated cation channel activity. The record is from RefSeq and is a predicted model, not a curated record. Gene Ontology annotation, cellular component: plasma membrane; intracellular cyclic nucleotide activated cation channel complex. The transcript has 11 exons. The coding region runs from base 866 to 2998 and encodes 710 amino acids. Lineage: Eukaryota; Metazoa; Chordata; Mammalia; Carnivora; Felidae. Gene Ontology annotation, biological process: monoatomic cation transmembrane transport.
UAAGAGAGCCAGCAUUCCUCCAGGGCUGCCUAGACCUCAGCCAGUCAACACUGUGGAACUAGCCUCUCUGCUGAGGUCUGAGCCCUGAGCACCUUCCCAUCAAGGCAAAGGAUCUCCAAGACCCAGAGCUGGUUUACUACUUGAUGUCAGGUUUGUGGUCCCUACAGAAGGUCCUCUGGGCACCUGGAGUGAAGACUAUGCCUGCCUCACAGGGCUGUCAUGGGCAUAAAAUGGAUAGAGGGCUUGGAACAGAGUCUAGCACGUAGUAAGAACUCAAUAAAUGUUAUCUGUUCUAUAAUCAUUAUUCUCAUUACCUUUGCUACUACCAUCACUCACACUCACACUGAGAAAAUGGCAGGGGGCCUCCUAAAUGCCUCCACCCUCAUGCCUUGUGAGGAAGAGAACACCACUCAGAGAAGUCCAGAGCCACGUGGGACAAAUGAUAAUCAUGAACUUGGCAUCAGUACCAAACUCCUUUUACCAAUUUCACUCACAGGCACCAGGAGAGUUUCCCAGGAUCUUAGCCCCUGAAGGAGCAGCCCAUGCACCCCUCUCAGCAGUGAACCAUCCUGCCACUGAGAAGCACCAAGUAGCCAGUGGAAGCCCUCACCAAGCCCCCCCAUCAGAGUCAAAGUGCUGUGACUCUCCCCUCAAGAUAUUGAUGACUAUGUUGAAGUUGGUGCCCUUCCUGGUGUUCCUCAAGCAGUCCUUCAGAAGCUCAUCAACCUUUGUUCCAAGGAGUGAAUGACUGUGUCUUGAGACUCCACCAGCCCAUUCACAAAGAGUAGGAAGUCUUUCUCAAUGUGAUAAGAUGAGCCAAGCACAUAAGCAACAACCUUGAAGCUGAAUGUAACAAAGCAAGAAGAUGGCUAAGAUUAGCACCCAAUACUCCCACCCUACUGUAAGAACCAGGGACAGAGAUCUGGACCACGUUGAAAAUGGCCUCAGCAGGGUCCACUCGCCUUGCGAGGAGACUUCAUCAGAACUGCAGCAGGAGAUCGCCAUGGAGACCAGACGACUGGCUGAAUCCAGGCGAAACUCCUACACCAGCCAGGGGCCCUCCAGGUUGUCUCGCCUGAUCAUCUCACUGCGAGCAUGGGCCACCGGGCACUUACACCACGAGGACCAGAGACCUGACUCCUUCCUGGAGCGUUUCCGUGGAGCUGAGCUCAAGGAGGUAUCCAGCCAAGAAAGCAAUGCCCAGUCAAAUGUUGGCAGCCAGGAGCCACCAGACAGAGGGAGAAGCAGUGGCUGGCCGCUGGCCAGAAACAACACCAACAUGUGCAACAACUCAGAGGAUGACAAGGCGAAAAAGGAGGAGAAAGAAAAAAAGGAAGAAGAGAAAAAGAAAAACGGCACAAAACAAGAGGAAAACAAGAAGGACACCAUGGUGGUGGACCCCUCCAGCAACGUGUACUACCACUGGCUGACGGUCAUCGCCCUGCCUGUCUUCUAUAACUGGUGUCUGCUGGUAUGCAGGGCCUGUUUCGAUGAGCUGCAGUCUGACCACGUGAUGCUGUGGCUAGUCCUGGACUACUCCGCAGAUGUCCUCUAUGGCUUGGAUCUGCUGGUGCGAGCUCGGACAGGCUUCCUUGAGCAAGGCUUGAUGGUCAAGGAUGCACAGAGGCUGUGGAAGCAUUACACAAAGACCGUGCACUUCAAGCUGGACAUGUUGUCCCUGGUCCCCACAGACCUGGCUUAUUUUAAGUUGGGUGUAAACUACCCAGAGCUGAGGUUCAACCGCCUACUGAAGCUUGCCCGGCUCUUUGAGUUCUUUGACCGCACAGAGACCAGGACAAACUACCCUAAUUUAUUCAGGAUUGGGAACUUGGUCUUAUACAUCCUCAUCAUUAUCCACUGGAAUGCCUGCAUCUACUUCGCCAUUUCCAAGUUCAUUGGUUUUGGGACAGAUUCCUGGGUCUAUCCAAACAUCUCAAACCCAGAGUAUGGUCGCCUCUCUAGGAAGUACAUUUACAGUCUCUAUUGGUCCACCUUGACCCUGACCACCAUCGGAGAGACCCCACCCCCUGUGAAGGAUGAGGAGUAUCUGUUUGUGGUCAUAGACUUCCUAGUGGGAGUCUUGAUUUUUGCCACCAUUGUCGGCAAUGUGGGAUCCAUGAUCUCAAACAUGAAUGCUUCACGGGCCGAGUUCCAGUCCAAGAUUGACUCCAUUAAGCAGUAUAUGCAAUUCCGCAAGGUGACCAAGGACUUGGAGACACGGGUGAUCCGGUGGUUUGACUACCUGUGGGCAAACAAGAAGACAGUGGAUGAGAAGGAGGUGCUCAAGAGUCUCCCAGACAAGCUGAAGGCCGAGAUCGCCAUCAACGUGCACCUGGACACUCUGAGGAAGGUCCGCAUCUUCCAAGACUGCGAGGCGGGGCUGCUGGUGGAGCUUGUGCUCAAGCUGCGGCCCGCAGUGUUCAGCCCAGGGGAUUACAUCUGCAAGAAGGGAGACAUUGGGAGGGAGAUGUACAUCAUCAAGGAGGGCAAGCUGGCUGUCGUGGCCGACGAUGGGAUUACCCAGUUCGUGGUCCUCAGUGAUGGGAGUUACUUUGGGGAGAUCAGCAUCUUAAACAUUAAGGGAAGCAAGGCGGGGAACCGCAGGACAGCCAACAUCAGGAGCAUUGGUUACUCAGACCUGUUCUGCCUUUCCAAAGAUGAUUUGAUGGAGGCUCUCACUGAAUAUCCAGAAGCCAAGAAAGCUCUGGAGGAGAAGGGACGGCAGAUCCUGAUGAAGGACAACCUGAUUGACGAGGACGUGGCCAAGGCUGGGGCGGACCCCAAGGAUAUUGAGGAGAAGGUAGAGCACCUGGAGUCCUCCCUGGACACCCUGCAGACCAGGUUUGCACGGCUCCUGGCCGAGUACAAUGCCACCCAGAUGAAAGUGAAGCAGCGUCUCAGUCACCUGGAAAGCCAGGUGAAGAUGUGUGGGAGCGACCUUCUGUCUGAUGGGGGUGCUCCUGGGGAUGCUGCAAAAGCAGAGACCAAACAAGAGUGAAAUGCAGGUGUCCAUCUCCUGCUUCCCAGAGUCAGCCAUCCGUGUGAUGCAUUGUGACCGCAGCUGCACAGCCCAGGACUCGGCAGGGUUGCAUUCCAGUUCUCCUUACCCUUUGCAACUGUGUGGCCCUGAGAGAGAGCCUCAGUUUCCUCAUCUAGAAAUGGGGACUCAUGCCAGCCCCACUGAAGUGGGAGGUUUCUGUGAUGUCCACAUGGAACACUGCAUAAGGCAGGACUUUGUAUAAUGGGAGGUGUCCCCAAUCCACGCAUAUGAAAGUGUGGGCACAGAACUCUUAUUUUUUUAAUCCACGAGGAAUUUUGAGACUUUGAACUUUCUUUUCUUGUAAAUGGAAGAUUAUUUAGUCGUCUACCCCUUCUCGCACCCCACUCCACCAGCUUCUCAUAAGGGAGAUGUAACAGAAGCUAGAAGUGCAAUGUGGGAUCUCAAAUCCAUCCUUACACGAGACAGUUUGGGGCACAUUUCUGAAUCUGGUUUCUCCUCAUGUACUCUUUGGGACCCUCAAAAUCCUGGCCUUUGGUCGUGCUAUGAUAAGCACAAGGGAUGAAGCCAGGUCACCCCAUUUGAGGUCACUUUGAGCCUAUGAAGCAAAUCCAGACUCCCCGCCAUCCAGCCCCUGUGAAACUGGAAUCUGUUUAGAAAAGAAUAUUUUGAUGAGAGAAAGAGACAUCUCCUAACUCACCAAAGGAUUUAAAGACAGCCUCUCCCCUCGUUCCUCAGUCAGGAACAGGGACAGCCUGUUCUGGCUUGAGGAGGAGAAUUAUGCUCUGGGAGAGCCUUUCAGGUGGAAGGUUGGAAUGGGGUCCUGGGUCAAGCAAAGCUGACAACUAGAAAUUUUUAGAAGAUCGGACCCUUAGGCCAUAUCUUUGCAAACUGCCCCUCCUCUCAAAGAAGCAGCCUCACUCUCCCUUGGAAUUCUACCCCAAGGCAAAGCUCUCAGCUAGCAGGAAGUGUGCACAGUGAAGGACCUAGCUUUUUUCCUUUUUUAAUCUGGUAAAUAGAAUUCCAUUACCAUCAUAUAAGAUAUUUCUGUAUUUGGAUUCUAUGAUUGCGAAUUAUAACCUUAAUGGUCCACUUAAAUACAUAUUGUAAAUUACCCAAAGGUGAGUCACUUUUCUGUUGCAGAGAAGCUAUAUGUACAGGUUUUCCUUCUCUGUCUCCUCCUUCCCUCCCUCCCUCCCUCCCUCCUUUCUUCUUUCCUCCUUUCCUCUCUCUCUCUCUCCCUCCUUUCCUUCCCUCUCCCUUCUCCCUCCCUCCCUCUCUUCCUCCCUUCCUUCUUUCUCUUCCAACUUCUUCUUUUUCUUCUCAGAAAACAAUGCCCCAUUUUGCUUUGGGAACUUCAAAACCUUUGUGGUCUGAUGUUAUAAUCCAUAUGCUAUACAACUGGACCCUAAUGUAGUUCAUACAAAAGGUGCUGCAUUUUCAAGUAUGUAUUUUGGAUUUAUAUGAGUCUCUUCUGAUUUUUAUUAUGGAUCAUGUGACCAUUUUUAACUUUCUAAAACAAAUUUAAAAGGACUAUUAAAGGAAGAUGUGAUCCAAGCCCAUAUCAUCAGCAAACUGUAACUAGCAAUGUAUUCUCCAAAUGCAUAUAUUUUAAAAAGCCUUAACUAUUAAUUAUGCCUAUGUUUAUAUUUGCACAAGAAAAAUAGAGACCUGGAUUUAAAAAAUA